Penaeus monodon (black tiger shrimp) is the source of this 1563-nucleotide messenger RNA. Its product is annotated as dopamine D2-like receptor. The record is from RefSeq and is a predicted model, not a curated record. Bases 601 to 1563 code for a protein of 320 amino acids. The transcript is spliced from 5 exons. Gene Ontology annotation, biological process: adenylate cyclase-activating adrenergic receptor signaling pathway. Lineage: Eukaryota; Metazoa; Arthropoda; Malacostraca; Decapoda; Penaeidae. Gene Ontology annotation, cellular component: membrane. Gene Ontology annotation, molecular function: G protein-coupled receptor activity; dopamine neurotransmitter receptor activity, coupled via Gi/Go.
AAUAUUACUUUAAUCAUUCUAUUGUGUGUGAAGUCUUACAGCAGGGUGAUUAGCUGACUGUCUAUGCGCUUGCUUUUUAGUGCGACGCUGAGCAUUAGUUGAUUAGAGUUUCGUGUGUUAAGAAUUGGUGUUUGGAACCCAAUGCGUCUUUGAGUGUGUUUUUUUUUUUCUCAGAUACGCCACUGUACACUAAGUCGCACAGCCAUCCAUUAACAUAUCUCCUGCUGUGUAUACAUAUUUAAAUGUGUGUAUAAGAACAAGGUUACAAUCGUGUUAUAUUCUUUAUAUUAAAGAAUUACAUCAUAUCAGUUUCAGUGUACUUUGCUAUUACCAAAAAAAAAAAAAAAAAAAAAAAAAUUGGCUCUAAAGGAUAAAAAUAAAGACAAGCGAAUGAUGCACGCAUAUUGUUUACAUUAUGACAUGAUGGGCUGAGGGAUCGAUGGGAUCGUGGUAGAUUUUUUUUAAAACUAUGUUGAAUCGAUUCGAACUUAAGAUCAACUUAUCUAGGGAUGACCCAAUUAAGUGACAUAUUUUAUUUUAUUUUAUUUUCUGUUUUCAACCUACCUUUGCUGAAAGAGGUGCACUUGUCUUCCACAGUUGAUGUGCGGUCGCUGGGAGCUUGGCCCCAUUGUCUGUGAUCUGUACAUCGCAAUGGAUGUCGUCUGCUCCACCUCGUCCAUAUUCAACCUCGUAGCCAUCAGCAUAGACAGGCGAAGCUGCGGCGGGAUGGGCCGGGCAGCCGCAGGUCCCGUUGACGACGGCGUGGAGGAGGUGGUGACAGCCUUCGUCGAGAAUCCUAACUUGAUCCUAUUCAUUUCUUGCGCAACGUCGAGGGCGUUCUUUUGGGGCGCACUCGACCUCACUCCCUUACUGAGCCACUCCCGCCCACCCGCUAACCAGACCGCUAACACUACCUCCCAAAGUCACUCAUCCAUUUCCUCACCCACUGACUCACUCACCCACCAGCGUGCCCCUCCAGCCACUCACGCCCCCGCCUCGUUCUCCGGCAGAUACACGGCCGUGACGAAGCCCAUCAAAUACGUCCACUCGAAGAACAACAACCGCAUCGUGGUGACCAUCGCCGUCAUCUGGACCGUGUCGGCCGCCAUCGGGAUCCCGCUCUUCUUCGUCAACAAGUACGACGGCUACACGAAAGGUGACAAGGCGAUCUACGACUGCACCUUCGUCAACGCCGACUUCAUCCUCUACUCGUCCUUAUCCUCCUUUUAUAUCCCCUGCAUCGCCAUGAUCUACCUCUACUACAGAAUAUUUAAGGCGCUAAAAGAUCGGGCGAGGAAGAAGAAACCCAAAGUCAGCGAAAUUAAAGCAGGAAGCGUUAUAGAAAACGUAGCACAAACCAGAAUGUUAGCGGAAACAACACUAGGGACGGAGAUGGUUCUGCCUCCUGCCAAGUCUACGGACCUCAUCGAGGAGGACAAGAACACCAACAACACCAGUAAUAGUCAGAUAUCUUUCAGUUACCAAAUUAUAAAAGAUAAAACUGCAUAUACAGACACAUACUUCGUUUUAAGUGUGCAGCUGCAGUAUACGACCAAAUGUUGA